Molecule: messenger RNA, 3005 nt
Organism: Megalops cyprinoides (Indo-Pacific tarpon)
Lineage: Eukaryota; Metazoa; Chordata; Actinopteri; Elopiformes; Megalopidae
Product: transcription factor MafB-like
Exons: 1
Coding region: 192-1199 (335 amino acids)
Biological process (GO): regulation of transcription by RNA polymerase II
Cellular component (GO): nucleus
Molecular function (GO): DNA-binding transcription factor activity, RNA polymerase II-specific; RNA polymerase II cis-regulatory region sequence-specific DNA binding
Source: RefSeq, a predicted model, not a curated record
GUUUUCUUUAUUUUCAUUUCCCGUCAUCAUUCUCGGAUGUUAAAGGGAAAAAAACAGCUCAUGUCUACAGCGGCGAAAGGCUUAAUCGUCUGAAUGCUAUUGCAUUAGAAGAGCGGGGAGAAAAUAAAACGUGGUGUAUAGCGACGCUAGAGAGUGUGCUACAUUCGGCUUUUGUCCAAAGUAAAGGAAACAUGACUGCGGAACUGAACAUGGGUUUGGGCCUGCAAGACAGCCCGCUCGGACUGGGCUACGUCGACAACUUUGAUUUGUUGAAGUUCGACGUUAAGAAGGAGGCUUUGGCAGGUCUCGACCGCUCCUCCAUUCAAGAGUGCAACCGACUCCAGUCCCCGGGCUCUGUGUCCUCCACGCCGGUCAGCACGCCGUGCAGCUCGGAACCUUCGUCUCCGAGCUUCAGCCCGACGGAACAGACGAAUCAUCUGGAGGAGCUGUACUGGAUGCCUGGUGGCGGCUAUCAUCAUCAGAUGGAUCCGCUAUCCUUGGGCCUGACCCCGGAGGAUGCAGUGGAAGCCCUGAUUGGCACUGGAGCCCAAGUCCAACCUACACUUCCCCACCUGCACCAGCAGCUGCAGCGAGCAGACUUUGACGGCUACAGGGCGAUACAUCACCCCCACAAUCACGGCCAUGCCCUGCAGCAGCAUCAGUACCUGGGGAUUCCCAGUCAUCUAGACGACCUGCAUAGUCACCCGGGCCAGCCUCAACUUCGCCAUAGCCAGGGUCUCGACAGCUCAUCUCCAAGUUCGCCCGAGUCCCACCAACCGCUCAGCCUCCUCAGACACAACCAACACCUGCAGGGACAUCACGAUGGAGCGGGGGGAUCAUCCCUGGAGGACCGCUUCUCUGACGACCAGCUGGUGUCCAUGUCCGUGCGAGAACUCAAUCGGCAUCUGCGAGGCUUCGGCAAGGAUGAGGUUAUCCGCCUCAAGCAGAAACGCCGGACCCUGAAGAACCGGGGCUACGCUCAGUCAUGCCGUUACAAGAGGGUGCAGCAGAAGCACGAUCUGGAGCACGAGAAAACGUCCCUCAUCACUCAGGUGGAGCAGCUCAAGCAGGAGCUCAACCGGCUGGCCCGCGAGAGAGACGCCUACAAACUCAAGUGCGAGAAAAUGACCGGGGCUAACGGGUUCCGCGAGGCAGGGUCCACUAGCGAUGACCCGUCGUCGCCCGAGUUCUUCAUGUGAGUUGUGCAGAAGUCAAAAGUAGGGGCCGAAAAGAAUGAUAAACAAAAUGAAAGAUUGUGAUGAUAAUUACAACUGCAUUGCAAGCAAAUGCUUAGAUAGUAAUGCAUCUCGUAUUUUAAGACAUCCAUUCAGCUGGCAACUGAAAUAUUAAACAGAACAAUUUAGAAUCCUUCUCAGAACGGCAGCAUAUUUGCUUUUUUAUUGUUGCUCGAUGAAGAACGUGCAUUUUUCUUGAAGACAGGAUAAUUUGUUUGAACGGACCCGUCCACACCUCAUGAUGUUGGACAAGUCUGCUCUCUAGAAAUCUAUCAGGAGUUUUCACCUGAAACGGAUAUACGACUUCCAUUUAGUCUUAAAAAGUAAAAGAAACACAAAAGACUCUUCAUGUGCAAACUCUGUUCUUCUCAUGUGCCUCGCUUACUAUAGCCUAGCUGUCGAACUGGGGGUAUUUUAUACAACAUCUCAUUAUACUAUGGAUUGCCUCUAGAAAUGCAUAUGAAAACAAAAUUUACAUUACAAUAUUAAUCCUGCAUGCUGGACAUGUAUGGUUAAAUGUUAUAUUUUUAUCACUUUUAUUUUUCUUCUUAAGCGCAUGUAGGCCUACGUGUAGCCUAACUGAUCUAAGCGUUUAAUUUUCUGGAGGUUUAUGGAAUGAAACGUUGAAGAUGUCAUUGUUGCCCACGCAAUAGCUUGUUUACAGCAAACUAAAAAGCCUACAUUUUGCAAGUUGAGUAUUUUUAAACGUAUUUUGUUUUUUUAUUCAAUCUUUCCAAGAUAUCAACAUUGUUUUGGAAAUGGCACCAAACAGCCCCUGUACAUCAAGUGCACUUCUCUGGGUCGUAGUUGUCGUGCGCUGUUUUCAGGAGUUCACUGUAUAGCCAGUGUAUCGGUAGAUGCACAAUUGAGGACUGAUAUAUUAUUAUUGAGGCUAAUUAGGGUACAUUUGCAUUGAUACGCGAAGUAUAAAUUGUUGUAAAUGAUGUAGUGUGGCGCUGCCAGAGAUUAAAUGCUUCGUUAUUAUGUUUGUAUAACCAAUAUGCGGUAAUUGAUAAUAGGUGACAUAUUUACGCUCUAUACGUUGAUAUAUGUUGUCGUUCUUCAGACAGCACAUAGGUGUUGCCUCCAACAUGUUGAUUUUUUUUUUUUUAAACGUGUUCUCGUGGCACCUUGUGUCUUCCGGUUUUUACCAUGAAACACCUUUAUGAGCAGGGGCAUUUAUUACGUAAUGCAUCUUUUGUUAUGUAACUGUAUUCAUAAAAUGUAAUCGGUGUCCAGGCCAGUGACCAGUGUCCAAGGACGUUUUCCAUAGAAAAAUAUGCAGAAUGUCGGUCUAAACGAUGGCUUAAGCAAGGGUUUUGUGGGUGAAACAGCACGUGACAGAUUUAUUUGCAUGGACUUGUUCUUUUCAAGUUUUAUCAAUGCUUUGUGUUAUCCUUUAUCUUUUCUGCUGGUCAGUUAAAAAGGACAUUUUCAAAGUGAAAACAACAUGUCGUAGCCUAUGUUUAUUUUUUAUUAUUAUUAUUAUCUUUGAUUUAUUUUGGAGGUUCUGGUUCUGCUGGCCAGAUAGGCCUACAUAUUAUAGCUGAUUUUUAAAUGAUUUUAAUGAUUAAAAACAACAAAUCCUCAAUGUACCCUAUACGGAAAGCAUGAUGCUAAUAUUAAUGUUUGUCAUUUAAACAUUUAACCGUCGUUGGUUUGUUACUGAUUCAACUGUGUUGAAAUCAGAUUUCAGCUGCGGAUGCGGUUUUUCAUUGUUAAUUUUACUUAGAUUUACUUUACAAGGCAAGAAUUUGUUUUGUUCAUACA